AUGAAUACCGAAGAGUUUCGCGUGCACGGCAAACAGAUGAUUGACUACAUCUGCGACUAUGGGAAAACGAUCGAAAGCCGGGACGUGGCCCCGACCGUGGAUCCCGGAUUCCUGCGCCAGAUGUUGCCAGAUGAAGCACCGCAGAAGGGCGAAGACUUUAAGCGGAUGCUCGAGGACGUCGAGGGCAAGAUCAUGCCGAAUAUGGUGCACUGGAACCAUCCGCGGUUCUUCGCGUACUUCCCGUCUGGCAACUCGUACCCGUCGAUCCUCGGAGAGAUGCUGAGCAGUGCGAUCGGGUCGAUCGGUUUCUCAUGGGCUUCCUCACCGGCUGCUACCGAACUGGAGGGAAUCGUAAUGGAUUGGUACGCGAAGGCGCUGGAUUUGCCGACGUUCUUCCGGAGUGAUUCGCCGGGGUCACGCGGUGGAGGGGUUUUGCAGGGAUCGGCCUCAGAGUGUGCGCUGGUGUGCAUGAUGGCCGCACGGUACCGGACAAUCCAGAAGCUCCGUGGUUCGGAUAUUUCCGUGCACGAGAGUGUCUAUUUGCCACAGUUGGUGGCGUACGCUUCAAAGGAGGCGCAUUCAUCGAUUGAAAAGGCAGCCAAAAUGGCAAUUGUCAAGUUGAGGGUGCUGGAGACCGAUUCUCGGGGGGUGUUCCGAGGGAAUACCUUGCAAGAGGCUAUUGAAAAGGACUUGCAGGCUGGAUUGACACCGUUCUUCGUGGUGGCCACGGUUGGUACGACAUCGGCAUGCGUCUUCGAUAACCUUGUUGAAAUUGGACAAGUUUGCAAAUCGGUUCCGAGCAUCUGGUUCCACGUGGACGGAGCAUACGCAGGUAACUCCUUCAUUCUUCCCGAGAUGCGACACUUCAAAGAAGGUUUGGAAUAUGCCGACUCGUUCAAUACGAAUCCAAACAAGCUGCUUCUCACAAACUUCGACUGUUCGGCCAUGUGGGUUAAGGACACGAAACUGCUAACCUCAGCGCUGGCCGUCGACCCGCUGUACCUGCAGCACGAUCACAACGGAGCCGUUGACUACCGCCACUACAGCAUACCGCUGAGCCGCCGCUUCCGGGCACUCAAGCUUUGGUUCGUGUUCCGGUCGUACGGAAUCGCCGGCCUGCAGAAGUACAUCCGUAAUCACAUUACAUUAGCGAAGCAAUUCGAGGGACUCGUCAACAAGGAUGACCGCUUCGAGGUUCGCAACGACGUCAACUUGGGACUCGUCUGCUUCCGGCUUAAACACAACGACUACAUCAACCGGGACCUGCUCGCUCGCAUCAACAGCUCGGGCCGGUUCCACAUGACCCCGGCCAAAGUGGGCGGCAAGUACAUCAUCCGGUUCUGCGUAACGUACGAGCAUGCCACCGCCGAACACAUUGACUACGCCUGGGAGGAAAUCAAAAACUUUGCCGAAGAAACGCUCGCCGCCGAGGGACCGGCUGACGCCGACGUGGUCGUCAAGGUACCCAUCAUCGCCAAGAAGCCCCCGAAGAAGCUCACCCGCAGCAUGUCCACCCGGUUCUCGUUCACGCGUAGCGUGUCCCGCGAGAUCUACGAACGGCAAAACAGCCGGUCCCAACUCACGGACGGUGCCACCCCGGUGGUCAUCAUGGACACCGACGAGAUUCUGCAAAGUUUGCAGCGGGCGACGGUGUCAGCCCGGCUAAACGGUGGCAUCCAGAAGCAGCACGAGCUGUACGAAACGGACAGCACGGACGAGGCCAGCAACUGACUAGCUACGGCACGCUUCUUUCGCCGGAGUUUGCGGCGCCGCCACCAACAGUGCAAGUCCAAGAGCUGCUCUAGUAUUAGACAAAUGUGAUUUUUAUAAAACGUGCCUAGACUUUACUUCUCAGUGCUUUUGUACUUUAUUUAUUAUGCUAUGCCAUUGAAAUAUAUUUUAUUCGCCAAAUCAUCAAGUAUUAUUAGAUAAUAAGGGACAUUGCAUAGAUGUAUUUUA
Messenger RNA from Culex quinquefasciatus (southern house mosquito), 1959 nucleotides. It is a transcript of the gene Tdc1, whose product is annotated as aromatic-L-amino-acid decarboxylase. NCBI's taxonomy places the organism in Eukaryota, Metazoa, Arthropoda, Insecta, Diptera, Culicidae. Gene Ontology annotation, molecular function: carboxy-lyase activity; pyridoxal phosphate binding. Bases 1 to 1731 code for a protein of 576 amino acids. Gene Ontology annotation, biological process: amino acid metabolic process. The transcript has 6 exons. The record is from RefSeq and is a predicted model, not a curated record.